AGUAUUAAAUUCCAACUUGCGCGUUCUGUACUGUCAGCAAAAACCAAAGCCUAAAAGAUCGACGAAGCAAAUUGAGCGAAAAUCCAAUGGAAGACUCGGAGGCAAACUCCACGACUAUACAUGGAAAUAGAAAUCCAAAUUCAAGUAACGAUCCAAUAAUAUCAUCAUCCGCAGCAUCCGUGUGGCCAACAGUAGAUGGUGCAUUGGGUUUAUCAGAAGAAGAAUCAAUAAAGUACGCACGCAGAUUCUACAAAUUUGGGUAUGCUUUAUUGCCAUGGCUUUGGGCUGUUAAUUGCUUCUACUUCUGGCCUGCUCUUCGCAAUUCCCGCUCUUUCCCUCGCAUUCGCCCCUAUGUUAUCAGAUCAGCAGUUGGGUUUACAGCAUUCUCAAUUCUUCUUUGCUCAUGGGCCUUGACAUUUGCCAUCGGAGGGGAGCGACUCUUUGGCCCCGUUUGGAAUGAACUUGUUAUGUACAAUGUUGCUGACAGAUUAGGCUUGACAGGUUGGAUGUAGUCAUGCUGUUGCGAACUCAGAGGCUGUGACAAGAUCAUCAUUUGCCUUGUUCUCUUAUUUGUCUUUCCCUCUUGAUCAUCAGGGUUUUCAACACAUAAUCUUGUAUAUUCUGUUACUGAAACUACUAUCCUGAUCACUCAGUUAAUGCUGAAGCAUUUAUUCUGUUCAUGGUCAGCAUAAGACUUUUGAUGAGGCUACUUACCUGUUAUUUCUAAUGUAGAGGCAUUUUUAUUUACUAUUCUUACUAAUAAUAAAUUUUCUUAGUUUUCUA
Messenger RNA from Ricinus communis (castor bean), 783 nucleotides. RefSeq names its product probable gamma-secretase subunit PEN-2. The transcript has 2 exons. The record is from RefSeq and is a predicted model, not a curated record. Bases 87 to 512 code for a protein of 141 amino acids. Gene Ontology annotation, cellular component: gamma-secretase complex. Lineage: Eukaryota; Viridiplantae; Streptophyta; Magnoliopsida; Malpighiales; Euphorbiaceae.